AUACGGCCCCAAAACAGCACAAUUAUCUCUGCUUAUCUGCUUAAACAAAAAGGGUUGGAGUAUUGACCGAUACCGCAUCCCCUCUUUAACGCGUAUAGACGAAAGAUAAAGGCGCAUCCUUUAUUCAGGAGCUCCCCUAAUAACGCCUUUACACUUCAAUUUAAGACUGAUGCAUUUUUAAAUCUUGCCAAACACGGUUUACAACUUAAAUCUUUUCCUCGCUGCUAAAACACACUUGUAGGUUACCGUAUUUGAAGACUAGACUAUUGUCUGGGGUUUUAACUGCAGCCCCCCGUUGUGAAGCUAUAACUCCCAGCAAGUAUUCAUUUAAAUAACAUUAUGUACUUUGCGAUAUUAGAAAAGACGUUUCUUGCCUGUUACCAAGAUGAGAGAAUGGUUUCUGCGCACGGUCUGAGCUGAGGAAAAUCUGAACGCAAUUAAUAACAAUGUGCACAAAAGCCUCGUGGGGAGGGGAGUUUAUUCCAUCAUGGUGAAAUAAGGUCCGCAUGAUUUCGUUCGUGGUACCGUUUUCCAGUUUUACAACUUGUUUGGUGUCUUUAAUAAGUAAUGUGCAAAUGAUCAGAGAUGACAUUUUAUUUAGCUGUUUCACAGCAAGAGCCACUUGGAUGCUUCAGAAAUCAAACGCUUUUAGACUGAAAGGGUUCACAACAGGAAAUCAGUGGUUACGAUUAGCGACUAAGCUAUAGGUUUGACCUGUGUUUAUGAACUGUCACCUCGAGCGUUUACUCCGCCGAGACCGUGACGAGCAUUAGUUAUUAGAAUACUGCAUGGAUGGAUUGAAGCUUUUCACUGCCGGUGUGCGUCAGAGCCUCUUAGAUACGGGAGUGUGUGUCCUCAGGGAGCUAUUCCAGUGUGUACGGAGGCAAGGAAAACAAGGAAACACAGGUGUGUCACAUGUGUCACGUGGACGUCACACAGCCUUGGAUUCAACGCUAUGGAUGUUAGCACCGAGAAAGACGAGGAAACCUCACCUGUGUCAGACAACAGUUUGGAAGCAAACGCUUUCCUUUUGGCGGACCGCUAGAAGGCCAUUGGUUGACGGGGAGGCCAUUUGCAUAUGCCGGGGCUUAAAGUCCCACAGUAGACUCAGAGUUUGACACAGUUGUCAUUCGACUUGACAAGGCAGCGGUGGACUCGUUGCGUCAUUUAUGUCUAGUUUUCUGACCAGAACUCCGUAAAUCCGCAACAUGGGACUUUGCAGGAGCGCAGAAGUUGCGCUGCUGUGCGCGGCGCUCGCGCUUUUCUUUUACGCCGCUCAGGCUACAACUACAAAAUAUUUCACCUACGAGGAGGACGCGCCCGGCACAGAGAUCGGGAAUUUGUCUGAAGAUUUAAAGAUUGAUCCCGGCGAUGACCCCGACACGUCGUUCCGCUUCAUGCAGGAGAACAACUCGUCCGUGAUCCACAUGCGGGAGAUCGACGGGCUGCUGAGCGUCGCGGAGACAAUUGACCGAGAGCUGCUCUGCCCCAGGUCGCCGCGGUGCUUCAUCGCGUUCGACAUUGUGGCCUUUUCCAGGGAGAAGUUUCAACUCAUCCACGUGGAGAUCGAGGUAAAAGACAUCAACGACCACUCGCCCCACUUUCCACUCAACGAGACGCAUCUGGAGAUCGUGGAAAAUGUGCCACUGGGCUCGCGCUUCCCACUGCAGGUCGCUCUGGACCAGGACGUGGGCAUCAACUACAUCCAGAGCUACAACAUCUCCGCCUCCAGCCAUUUCGACAUAGACGUGCGCGACAGGGAGGACGGGGUGAAGUUUGCGGAGCUGGUGCUGGUGAGGGAGCUCGACCGGGAGGUGGAGGACGACUACGCGCUCCAAGUCGUGGCGUCGGACGGAGGAGCGCCGCCGAAGUCCGGCUCCAUGACCGUUCACGUCAAAGUGCUGGACUUUAAUGACAACAGCCCGACUUUCGAGCACAGCUCUCUGAAAGUGGAGCUGACCGAAGACGCGCCCGUUGGCCACAGAGUCCUCAAAGUGCACGCGUUUGACCCCGACGACGGCAUCAACGGCGAGGUGACGUACGCGUUCGCCGACGGGCUGUCGCCGGAAGCCGCGCGGCUCUUCCACGUGGACCCCCGCUCCGGCGACGUGACGCUGAGAGCGCUGGUCGACUUCGAGAAGAGGCGCUCGUACGCGCUGCGCAUCAGCGCCUCGGACCUGGGCGCGAACUCGGUCCCGUCCAGCUGCAGGGUGGUGGUCGACGUCGUGGACGUGAACGACAACGCGCCGGAAAUCGCGAUCAAGCCGAUGACCUCCAGCAGCGACGGAGUCGCCUACAUCACGGAAGCGGCGGCUGCGGAGAGCUUCGUGGCGCUGAUCAGCACCUCGGACAGAGACUCGGGCUCCAACGGCUUCGUGCGCGUCAGCCUUCUCGGGCACGAGCAUUUCACCCUCCAGCAGGCGUACGGGGACACCUUCAUGAUCGUCACCACCACCACGCUGGACAGGGAGAGGAUCCCCGAGUACAACCUGACGGUGGUGGCGGAGGACCUGGGGAGCCCGCCCUUCAGGACGGUGCGGCAGUACUGCAUCCGCGUCACCGACGAGAACGACAACGCGCCGCUCUUCAGCAAGGCGCUCUACGAGGUGUCAGUCCUGGAGAACAACAUCCCCGGCUCGUACGUCACCACGGUCGUCGCCCGGGACCCCGACGUGGGGAAGAACGCCAAAGUCUCGUACAAGCUGCUGGAGUCCGAGGUGGCGGGAGGCGGCCCGGUGUCCACGUACGUGUCCGUCGACUCCGACUCAGGCUCCCUGUACACGCUGCGCUCCUUCGACUAUGAGGCUCUGCAGCACAUCGAGCUGGUCAUCCAGGCUGAGGACAGAGGCGCCCCCCCUCUUUCAAGCACCGCCACCAUCAGGGUCAACGUGGUGGACCAGAACGACAACAGCCCCUACUUCACCUUCCCCGCGCUGCUCAACGACUCGGCCGAGGUGCCUCUGGCCGUGAACGCGCCCGCCGGCUACCUCGCCCUGCGCGUGGCCGCGGAGGACCCGGAUGAGGGCGCCAACGCGGAGCUCUCCUACCACAUCGCGCAGGGCGACCCGGCGCUGUUCGCCAUCGACAAGGACACGGGAGAGAUCGCCCUGAGGCGGCGGCUGACGGCCGAGGUCGGGGACGUGCUGGAAGCCGUGGUCUCGGUGAGCGACGGCGGCCGCGCCCGGCUCUCCGCCAGCGCCGCCGUGCGGUUCGUCGUCUCCGACGCGGCGCCCGAGGGCCGGGUCGUCGUCGUGCCGCGGCCCAAGGACGAGGGCGCGCGCGGCGCGGACGGCUCGCUGGUCGCCGUCGCCGUGCUCGGCGGGGGGUGCGUGCUGCUGCUGCUCGCCAUCGUGGCGGUGGCGGUCACGUGCCGACUGGGCCGCGCGGGCGGGCGCCGCGGCGCCAAGAGGGACGCGCGCCGCAGCCUGUUCGACAGCGGGCCCGUGUCCGUGCUGGGCUCCGCCGAGGCCAACAUAUACGCGGGCCGCCGCGGCUUCCUGCACGGGAGGACCUCCUCCUCGCUGGACGAGGACGAGAGGAGCGGGGACUCGGAAACCAAGAUGUUCCUGCCCUCCAAGCAUUUCCAACCAGCGUCUGCGUGGCAGGGUGACAAGUACUGCUUGCAAGUGAAUGGCAUCGGCGCCAACGACCAGCUGAGCGUGAAGGACAGCGGCAAAGGGGACAGCGACUUUAACGACAGCGACUCCGACAUCAGCGGCGACGGAGGCAGGAGGAACUUCACCACCUUCCACCCGCGGAUAAAAAGUACGUCCAGCGCCACCAACAGCCUGUCAGGCGACUGUCAGGGCACAUACUGCGCCAUCCCAGCCUCCAGAGACGCCGCCUACGCCCUCGGCUUCCCCCCGGCGCCCGUCUUCAGCCCCCGCGGCUACGCCUGCUCCUGGAAGGACUCCUACGGCACCAGCCAGCCCAAGCCCAGGAGCGGGACUCACGCCUUCACCAGGACCGGGACCCUCCCCUGCUACUUCCCCCAGUACCGGCACGAAGGCGCUGCUGCCAGAGGCGUGGAAAUCUACAAGCAGAGUCCAAACACUGUGACUGUGGCCACGCCGCUAGAGGUGGCAACCAUCUUUUAAGACACAUAAGCUGCUGGAGAAAUCUGUAAAUAACUGUAAAUCUGCUGCUCGCUCUGUGAUUAACACGUGUACAUACUUUUGAUGAGCUUUAUUUAUGUUUCUGCUUCCUUUAUGCCUUUAUGCGCACUGGAGUCCCAAUAAAUGUGUGAUAAAACUAAUGAAA
Betta splendens (Siamese fighting fish) is the source of this 4260-nucleotide messenger RNA. It is a transcript of the gene pcdh8.1, whose product is annotated as protocadherin 8. Lineage: Eukaryota; Metazoa; Chordata; Actinopteri; Anabantiformes; Osphronemidae. The transcript is spliced from 5 exons. Gene Ontology annotation, biological process: homophilic cell-cell adhesion. Gene Ontology annotation, molecular function: calcium ion binding. Bases 1209 to 4097 code for a protein of 962 amino acids. Gene Ontology annotation, cellular component: plasma membrane. The record is from RefSeq and is a predicted model, not a curated record.